Molecule: messenger RNA, 1123 nt
Organism: Carica papaya (papaya)
Lineage: Eukaryota; Viridiplantae; Streptophyta; Magnoliopsida; Brassicales; Caricaceae
Product: CASP-like protein 4A2
Source: RefSeq, a predicted model, not a curated record
AGAGCAAGAAAUUAAUGGAAACUAAAACCCAAACCCCAACCAUGAAGAGAUCAUCUUCAUCCAACUCCGAUGCUCACACUCAACUCGACUCCCCCCAUUCCCCUCUCCGUUUCCACUCACCUCUCCGAUCCGACCAAGGUGACCCUCCGGAGACCCCACCUUAUGUCUCUCCGGUCGGCUCGCCGGAGAAGCCUCCUCCGGACAACUCCAAGGCUAUAGUAGCCGUCAACAAGUCCACUCAGUUCACUCCCUCCCCGUCUCCGUUGCAACCGCGUCUGCCAGAAAAUGCUGCGGCGGCUGCCAAGUCUCCGUCGCCGGUGGUGUUGUUCAAUCGAGCGGUGAGAGAGGAUGGCCCCCAAGGAACGACGAAAGUGGGGCCAGCAUCCGUCGGUGGAUCAGGUUCGAUGAAUUCGAUUCUGAGGAGGUCGAAAAUGGGGGAGACGGUGAAGAUGGCCGCCUUAGGUUUUAGGUUAAGCGAGUUUGUUUUGUGCCUUAUUUCGUUCUCUGUUAUGGCCGCUGAUAAGACGCAGGGAUGGAGUGGGGAUUCCUAUGAUCGCUACAAAGAAUACAGGUAUUGUUUAUCUGUCAAUAUUAUUGGAUUUGUAUAUUCUGGAUUCCAAGCAUAUAGCCUAGCGUACUAUAUGGGCAAAGGAAAGCAUUUGAUCCACCAGCACCUCUGUCGUCCGUUCGAUUUCUUCAUGGAUCAGAUGAAUAUUGAACUUUUCUGUUGGCAGUUCUCAACUCUAAUAAUAUCCUUCUUCUGCACAUGACUGAUUGGCUAUAUUGGCUUCAGUUUUGAAUUGGCAUGGCUUUCGACACCAUUGUCUUAUAUACUAUUUGAGAAUCGAAUCAAUUGGAAUCAAUUCUGCUUGAAUCAAACACCUCCCGCUGCUUUCUGUAAAAUAUAAAGCUUGGACCUGCCCAACUUGCAGUUACCAUAUGUUUUUUUUGAGCUAAUGCUCAAACCCACCAUACAGUUUACUAUAUUGCUACCUGCAUUUUGCAGAUAGUACUUGUUUUUUAAGUGAAAGCAGUGUUAAACUGAGUGCUGGGGGUCGAAAUUUUUUAUCAUAACAGAAACGAAUUGGAUCAUUUAGUUGUUUGCUGAGCUGGUAUCAUUUGU